Telopea speciosissima is the source of this 4635-nucleotide messenger RNA. Its product is annotated as nuclear pore complex protein NUP155-like. Gene Ontology annotation, cellular component: nuclear pore; nuclear pore inner ring. The transcript is spliced from 13 exons. Gene Ontology annotation, molecular function: structural constituent of nuclear pore. The record is from RefSeq and is a predicted model, not a curated record. NCBI's taxonomy places the organism in Eukaryota, Viridiplantae, Streptophyta, Magnoliopsida, Proteales, Proteaceae. Gene Ontology annotation, biological process: protein localization to nuclear inner membrane; protein import into nucleus; RNA export from nucleus. Bases 13 to 4473 code for a protein of 1486 amino acids.
UCAAAUUGGAACAUGUCGAGGGAAGAGGAGAUUGUUGUCAGGGAUGUCACUAAUGCUGGCCUUGUUCUGAGCGACCGCAUUAGCAGAGAUGUUUCUGCUCAGAUCGACCUGGAAGAGGCCCUUGAAGCCGCCAGAUGCGCAAGCCAUCCAUACUCGUCUCAUCCUAGAGAGUGGCCUCCUUUGGUUGAAGUGGUGGAUACUUUGGAAUUACCUCCUGUACUGACUGAAAGAUAUAAUGCAGCUGGUGGGGAAGGAACGGUAUUAUGUGGAAUAUUUCCAGAGUUACGCCGAGCAUGGGCAUCGGUAGAUAACUCUUUAUUUCUUUGGCGUUAUGAUAAAUGGGAUGGUCAGUGCCCUGAAUACUGUGGCGAAGAACAAGCCAUUUGUGCAGUGGGCCUGGCCAAAUCUAAGCCUGGCAUCUUUGUUGAAGCCAUCCAGCGUCUCUUAGUCCUAGCAACUCCUGUUGAGUUGGUUCUUGUAGGAGUAUGCUGCAGCGGGAGAGGAGAUGAAACAGAUCCAUAUGCUGAGGUUUCACUACAGCCCUUGCCAGAAUAUACAAUACCAUCUGAUGGUGUCACAAUGACGUUUAUCACGUGUACUGCUAAGGGUAAUAUUUUCCUGGCUGGCCGUGAUGGUCACAUUUACGAGUUGCAGUAUAUGAUUGGCUCAGGCUGGCAUAAACGCUGUCGUAAAGUUUGCCUUACAGCAGGUUUAGGAAGUGUUAUUUCUAGGUGGGUUGUACCAAAUGGGUUUAAGUUUGGAGCUACUGACCCCAUUGUUGAAAUGGUUGUGGACAAUGAGAGACACAUUCUCUAUGCAAGAACAGAGGAGACAAAACUUCAGGUAUUUGAUCUGGGGGAAGAUGGUACUGGUCCACUUAAGAAAGUUGCCGAAGAAAGGAAAUUGAUUGAUCAGAGGGAUAUACUUUAUGGGGGUAGACAGUCUGCUGGAUUUGGAGCCACUAACCGGGCAGCAAAACCAUCAAUAGUUUGCAUUGCACCUUUAUCAACUGUGGAAUCAAAGUCGCUACACCUUGUUGCUGUUUUAUCAGAUGGUAGGAGAAUGUACCUUUCCAUUGUUUCUUCUAGUGGGAACAGUGUUGGAGGUUUGGGUGGACUAAAUACCGCUUGUCAGAAGCCAUGUGGUUUAAAGGUUGUAACAACCAGGCCAUCACCUCCUUUAGGGGUUACUAGUGGGCAUACCUUUGGAGCCAUGUCUCUUGCUAGUAGAUCACAGCCUGAGGAUCAGACUCUGAAGGUAGAAGCAGCAUACUAUUCUGCAGGCAUUCUUGUACUUUCUGAUUCAUCGCCCCCAUCCAUGUCCACUCUUCUCAUUAUGAACAGGGAUUCAAGCACACAGUCAUCUCUCCCAGGUAGUUUCGGGACAAGUUCAAGGAGCUCUCGGGCUUUAAGGGAAUCUAUAUCUUCCUUACCUGUAGAGGGCCGCAUGCUUCUUGUGGCUGAUGUUUUCCCUCUUCCAGAAAAAGCUGCUAGUGUGCACUCACUGUAUUCAGAUUCAGAAUCCUUUGGAUUUGAAGGUUUAGGAGAAUCAUGUGAGAGACAAUCUGGAAAACUUUGGGCUAGAGGUGACCUAGCAAUGCAACAUAUUUUACCAAGGAGGAGGAUUGUCAUAUUUAGUACCGUGGGCAUGAUGGAAGUGGUUUUCAAUAGACCAGUGGACAUUCUGCGAAGGUUGUUAGAGUCCAAUACACCAAGAUCAAUAUUAGAGGAUUUCAUUAAUCACUUUGGAGAUGGAGAAGCGGCGGCAAUGUGUUUAAUGCUGGCUGCAAAGAUAGUACAUACUGAAAAUAUAGUAACCAAUGCUGUUGCUGAGAAGGCAGCUGAAGCAUUUGAAGACGCACGACUGAUUGGAAUGCCACAACUUGAAGGUAGUAAUGCAUUUUCAAACACAAGAACUACCCCUGGAGGCUUCAGCAUGGGGCAGGUCGUUCAAGAGGUUGAACCUAUUUUUUCUGGUGCCCAUGAAGGACUUUGCUUGUGCUCAUCAAGGUUGCUUUUUCCUGUGUGGGAGCUUCCUGUUAUGGUUGUCAAGGGAAAUGUAAGUUCUGCUGCCGGUUUGGAGAAUGGGGUGAUUGUUUGCAGACUUUCUGUUGGAUUGAUGGAAGUCCUUGAAAAUAAGAUUCGUUCAUUAGAGCAGUUUUUAAGGUCAAGAAGAAACCAGAGGAGGGGACUCUAUGGUUGUGUUGCUGGUCAGGGAGAUGUAACUGGUUUAAAUUUAGGACUUGGCGACCAGAGCAUGGUAAGAAACUUUUUUGGUGCUUACUCCCGAAACAUUGAGUCAAGUGAUGGUGGAACAGCUAAUAAACACCAGCACUAUCCAUAUAGUCUUGCAGAAUUGGCUGCCAUGGAGGUGAGAGCAAUGGAAUGUAUCAGGCAGUUGCUCCUUAGAUCCGGUGAAGCACUGUUUUUACUCCAACUUCUUUCACAACAUCAUGUGACUCAAUUGGUCCAAGGUUUUGAUGCCAGUCUGCGGCAGUCGUUAGUUCAAUUGACAUUUCAUCAGCUAGUUUGUUCUGAGCAGGGUGAUCAGCUUGCGACAAGGCUUAUAUUUGCUCUAAUGGAGUAUUAUACUGGUCCAGAUGGGCGGGGGACAGUGGAUGAUAUCAGUGGGAAGUUACGGGAAGGUUGUCCAAGCUAUUACAAGGAGUCUGACUACAAAUUUUAUCUUGCUGUUGAGUGUCUUGAGAGAGCUGCAGCCACUGCUGACUGUGAUGAGAAGGAGAAUCUAUCUAGAGAGGCUUUUAAUUUGUUAACUAAAGUUCCAGAGUCAGUGGAUUUGAGCAUCGUAUGCAAACGAUUUGAAGACUUGAGAUUUUAUGAAGCUGUGGUCCGUCUAGCACUGCAGAAGGCAGAGGCUCUUGUUCUUGCAGGUGAUGCAUUCAAUGAGCAAAUUGAAGUGAGCAUCCAAGAAAAUGCCCUAGCUCAACGUGUGCAGUGCUACGAGAUAAUCACCAAUGCUUUACGUUCUCUGAAGGGACAAAUUGGGUCACAGAGGGAAUUUGGUUCUUCCACUACACCUGUUGGGCAACCUAUCCUCAAUAAAGCCUCUUGGGGCAGAUACAUCCGCCAAAUUGUUCAGCUUGGUGUCCAGUCACCUGACACAGCAUUUCAUGAGCAUUUGUACAGGGCAAUGAUUGAUCUGGGCCUUGAGAAUGAGCUGUUGGAGUAUGGCGGUCCUGAUUUGGUGCCUUUCCUUCUGAGUGCUGCCCGUGAGCCAAUACAAGAGGUUCAGCCUGUUUUGGCCAUAACCUCUGGGGCUUCUCCUAUGGAUCACUCAGGGUCACUGCUUACCGCUAAUCAAGUCAAGUACUGUGAACUCUUGGCACGGUACUAUGUAUUAAAGCGUCAGCAUGUCCUUGCAGCUCGUGUAUUGUUGAGACUUGCAGAAAGACACUCCUCUGAUGCUGUUGAUGCCCCUACACUGGAACAAAGGAGUCAAUACCUCAGCAAUGCGGUUCUGCAGGCAAAGAAGGCAAGCGAUAGUGAUGGACUAGCAAGUUUGGCCCGAGGUGCUUUUGAUGGGUUGUUGGAUGUGCUUGAAGGCAAGCUUGCUGUUCUUCGAUUUCAAAUCAAGAUAAAAGAGGAACUGGAGACUAUUGCCUCAAGGGUAGAAGCUUCGUCUGGUACUUCUGAUUCUGCUCCUGAUGACCCUUCCCCUCAGAGGAAUCUGGUUGCUGAUGUCAAUCUCGCAAGCACAGCACGAGAAAAGGCCAAAGAGCUAUCAAUGGAUCUGAAAAGUAUCACUCAAUUGUACGAUGAUUAUGCAGUUUUAUUUGAGCUUUGGGAGAUAUGUUUGGAAAUGCUCUACUUUGUGAAUUAUUCUGAAGAUGCUGAUAAUAGUAUUGUCAGAGAGACCUGGGCCAGACUGAUUGACCAAGCUCUUUUAAGGGGUGGAAUUGUUGAAGCUUGUGCAGUGUUGAAGAAGGUUGGUUCAAGUGUUUAUCCUGGGGAUGGAGCUGGCUUGCCUCUAGAUACACUAAGUCUGCACCUUGAGAAGGCUGCACUGGAGCGAUCUGUUUCAAGAGCUGAACUUGUUGGAGAUGAAGAUGUUGCAAAGGCUCUUCUUUCCGCUUGCAAGGGUUCUGCUGAACUUGUGUUAAACACCUAUGACCAAUUGCUAUUGAAUGGAACUAUAUUGCUAUCACCAAACCUCAAGUUGCGCCUUCUCCAUUCUGUGCUUGUGGUCCUUCGUGAAUGGGCAAUGUCAGUGCUUGGGCAGAGAAUGGGAACUACUGAUACUGCAGCUUCUCUUAAUCUAGGUGGAGCAUUAUCCUUGAAGAAAACUGCUGUCAUAAAUCGAGGUGUCUGUGAUAAAAUCGCUAGUGCAUCCAACAGGUAUUUGACUGAAGUGCGGUGUUUAGCUCUUCCACAGAGCCAGACUGAAGCUGUUUACCAAGGUUUCCGAGAGCUUGAAGAGUCACUGCUGAGUCCAUUCUCUUUUGAGCGGUUUUGAUUUUAAAGUAAAAUAAUUUAAAUUUCCGUGUAGCAUAAGUCCAAUAAGAAGUUGUUUUCCGAUUUAAUUGAUUGAACUACAUUCCAUCUGAUGAGUUGUGUAAGAGGGAAUAGAAAUUUUGAUCAGGCGAAGCAUGAGGUGCAAAAAGAAAGAAGAAAGAUU